Molecule: messenger RNA, 1383 nt
Organism: Babesia microti strain RI
Lineage: Eukaryota; Apicomplexa; Aconoidasida; Piroplasmida; Babesiidae
Exons: 1
Coding region: 1-1383 (460 amino acids)
Source: RefSeq, a predicted model, not a curated record
AUGAAGCGCCCAAAUGCCGAAUGCUUUGUGAUUGACGAUGAAGAUACGAUGGAGGCUACGGACAAAAAGGCAUUUAUGAAACUUACUAGGGAACCAUCAAUAAAAAGUUCUGCUAGCAUUAAGGUUAAUGAGACAAAGGAUGCUGAAUGCAAGGAACAUGGUGACGGCUCAAAUUACGAAGUUGGGGUGGAAGUCGCUGGAGACAACAAUACCACUGUUUACACAAGUACAAUUUCAAUCAACGACGCUGAUCACAUCCCUAUAUCCCUAGAUUCAGACGAAGAUUCAUCAUUGCGCAGAGCUACAGAAGCUGAUAUUGACCCAAAUAAACUCCCAAUUCAAUUUGAUAACACGACAAAUAACACUGGAAUUUACCAAUCAAUAAAUUCCGUGCCAGAUGAUACUGAACGGGCCGAGGCGCCGGCUACGAAAUUCUUAGACUCCAAUUUGGAUACAAACAAUUUAUCACACAAUAUAAUAAUAAGUGAUGAUUUAUCGAAUAACAACCUACUGUAUAACAUAUCAAUUCAUCCUGAAAUAUCGCAUCCCACAGUACCAUCAUCAGAUCCCAACAACACUUUAACUGCAUCAAACGAGGCGAUUAAUGUAUUGGAAAACGAUAAAAUACAGAUUGCACCCGAGGUUUGCACCAUUGUAUCUUCAAUUUCAGCGGAAUCAGUGGCAUCUGAUGUGGGUUAUGAUAACAUGUAUUCUUCGGGUCAAAUUUUAGGAUAUCAAGAUGAUUUUCUACAAGAAUUUCCACAGUUACCGUGUGAAAAUGUAUCUCAUCCAAUAUUACAAGUUGUAUCCGAUGAAUCUGACGUUGAAAUAGUCGGGGAUAAUGCCGCCGAUAUCAUUAGUGACAAUGUAAUGUACAUAAACAGUGACACACCAACAAUCCAUCAAACAACAAACUCAGAUGAACCGAUAACCAUAAUGACUCCAGACUCGACAAUAGAAGAUAAAUCAGAAUGCCAAAUUGCGGAAGAUAAGGUUAACACUUAUUCUGUUACUAAUAAUGUGGAAAGCACAACGAUUGGGACCAAAAUAGAAAGUGUACAAAAUUUGAAUGCCAUAGAUAAUGCUACAAUAAUUGGUAUGGCAGAUAGCACAGAUGAAAAUUUCAUGGUCGAAACUAUGGAUACUAAAAAUAUAGUGAUGCUGGACAGCGGGUUGGUAAAACCUGCUUGGCUCAGGUCUGGUUGUUUCCAGGGGAAAAGCUGGAAGCAAGUUGCCGAUAUGCUAGGUGAGAUAGUCACACAUUCCACCCUUGAAAGUGAAAAUCUUAGCAUCCUCCGCCAAAUCAUCACCAACCUCAACCGCCAAAACGGACCCACUAACAUAGAAGAACUUAGGACACAAAUUAAAAUGCUUCUCCGUUGA